UCUUCGGGAACUCCAUGCUUGACUUUACCUUUUUGCCGCUCUGGACUCUGACUAUAUGUUUAAGUACGGCUGUCUGGACACCCUUAAAAGGUCAGCCUCGUGUGAUCGGGUCACUUCAGCCAAUCAUCGCUGCUCCGGGUGAUGACGUCAUCCUGCCGUGCCACCUGGAUCCUGCUUACAAUGUGGAGGAUCUGACGGUGGAGUGGUCGAAGCCAGAUCUCAAGCCCGACCCCUCUGAUCGUCUGAGCCGGGUCGACUACGUGCACGUUUACAGGGACGGACGUGAAAACCUGGACAUGAAGCUCCAGUCGUACUUCGGCAGGACGAUGCUGUUCACAGACAAACUGAAACGUGGAAACAUUUCUCUGAAGAUCACCAACGUGACGCCGGCUGAUGGAGGGAGAUACAAAUGUUUCAUCCCCAAGUUAAACAGCCAAGUGAAGGAGUCGAUUAUUCUACUUAUUGUUGAUCCAAACUUUGUAAAAUCCUCG
Messenger RNA from Micropterus salmoides (largemouth bass), 491 nucleotides. RefSeq names its product myelin-oligodendrocyte glycoprotein-like. The annotation marks the transcript as partial. The transcript is spliced from 3 exons. Lineage: Eukaryota; Metazoa; Chordata; Actinopteri; Centrarchiformes; Centrarchidae. The record is from RefSeq and is a predicted model, not a curated record.